AUGUCUCGGCCAACUGAGUUUCCUCGCUUCCAGGAGCUUCCAACCGAGCUCCGCGUCAUGAUCUGGGAGAUGAGCCUACCCGAGAUCCCAUCCCCUCGGUCUUGCGUGGGAACGCUAGUCCACACAGCAACGCAGAAUUGGAAGAGCGGCAGCCUGGAGAUCAAGCCCCGGCUGCGGGGUUUCGGUGAGAUCCCGAUUCCCGCGCUGAUCUGGGUGAAUGACGAAGCGCGCCAGCUCGCGAUGUCCUGGGCUAGGAAGAAGCAGCACAACUGGUUCCCGAUGGUCAUCAACAAUGAUAAAUACCGGCUCUGGUUUGACGGGCUGCGGAGAGUGUUUACGAUGCGGUACCAAUACGAAGUCGACAUCACCAGUAAUGAUAUGGUCUACGUGUCGCAGAAGUCGUACAACACCGUGCGCUCCCUCAUGGAAGAGGCCCACCGGACGUCGCGAUCAUGGCAGUACCACCGGCUAGCGGUGCCGCUGGAUGUGCUGAGGAGCGAUAUCAAUGCACUGCGGGUCCUGUAUCAGUGCUUCGAAUUCCUCGGCCAUGUGUAUGUGGUGGUGAAUCCGAUGCCCGCGAAGGUCCGGCUGAAGGACUGGUGGGCGUUUGAUCCCGAGUACUGGCUCGAGGGAAAGCAUAUCUCGAUCCUCGGGAAUAAAGCGCAUGGCUCGACCAAUUGGCCUCGUUUUCCUGGGCUGGUGCUCUGGAAUGAUUUCCCGCCCAUGUUUGAUCAGGAGGUCUACGACCUGAUUGACGAAGCUAAUCGCCGGAUCAUUGCCAGUGAGAGAGUUUUUCGUAUCGUACCGAUCCGUGCGCAAAUCUUCGGUGGAACCUGA
Messenger RNA from Aspergillus homomorphus CBS 101889, 837 nucleotides. Its product is annotated as 2EXR domain-containing protein. Bases 1 to 837 code for a protein of 278 amino acids. The record is from RefSeq and is a predicted model, not a curated record. The transcript has a single exon. Lineage: Eukaryota; Fungi; Ascomycota; Eurotiomycetes; Eurotiales; Aspergillaceae.